UUGACUUAGUCAGUCGGUGAAGAAAGCUGUAACGAUUCGGUUCGUUUGGGUUGCAGCAAUUGGCUGCUACGAGUUUUUUUUUGGUUAAAGUCUUAUCUAAUUUAGUUUUUUUUUUAUUAUAAACUGACCUCUAAAUUAAAAAAACGCGUGUGUUCGGAGGGAAGUGUUUAUAUAUACACAUAUUUAAAAUCGAUUGUGCUGUUUUGCUUUAAAAAGCACUGAGAUGGCGAAUACAACGCCCGGCCACUUGUUGCUGCUAAUUGGCCUCUGCUGCACACUGGUGCAAGCCAGUUACCCGCUCAAAAUACUCGGUUUAUUCCCGCACCCGGGCGUUAGUCACUUCCACUUCUUCCACCCAAUUAUGCGGGGCUUAGCGGAGAAGGGUCAUGAUGUUACUGUGAUAAGCCACUUCCCCGACAAAAGUCCACCGGCACAUUACCGAGAUCUGCCAUUAACAGGCCUUAACACAUUGACGAAUAGUGUGGACUUGCAGAUCUUGAAAUCGCAAACUUUCUACAGUCACUUCAUUGAAUUCUUUUUGCUACACAAUUGGGGUAAGGACGCAUGCAAUCUCACAUUGCGUUCCGACGCCUUGGCACAGGUGUUGCGACAACGGCAACAUUUCGAUGUAAUCAUUAUGGAGCAAUUCAAUAGCGAUUGCAUGACAGCGGUGGCACAUCAACUCAAAGCCCCGUUCAUAGCGCUGAGCAGCUGUGCUAUGAUGCCUUGGCAUUACUAUCGCAUGGGUAUGCCCAUUGAAACCUCAACGGUACCCGCAGUUUUUAUGGGACAAUCUGAGGCAAUGACCUUUAGCGGUAGACUCGGAAAUUGGUUCACUUUCCACGCCAUGCGUUUGCUUUAUGAUUACUACACCACGCCCAUUACCGACGCUAUGGUGCGCCAUAAAUUCGGACACGAUCUGCCCUCGGUUGGCGAAUUGUCGAAGGAGACGUCAAUGUACUUCGUCAAUCAGCACUUCUCGUUGAGUGGCGUUAAACCGUUGCCUCCAUCAGUUAUCGCGCUCGGCGGCAUACACAUACAGAAGGCCAAACCGCUCGAUACCGAGCUUCAAAAGUUCAUCGAUAAUGCCGAACAUGGUGUGGUCUUCAUAAGUUGGGGUUCCAUGAUACGCGCCGACACCUUGCCGCCCGCCAAACGUGACGCUAUCGUACGCGCUGUGAAACGGCUCAAGCAACGGGUGAUCUGGAAAUGGGAGAACACCACAUUGGAGCACAAGCCGGAUAAUCUGUACGCUAGCAAGUGGUUGCCACAACGCGACAUACUCUGUCAUCCGAAUGUGAAGGUGUUUAUGUCGCAUGCGGGUCUAAUGGGCAGUUCGGAGGCCGCCUACUGCGGGGUACCGGUAGUGGCCACGCCCAUGUACGGUGAUCAGUUUGUGAAUGCGGCGGCGAUAAACUACCGUGGUAUGGGUGUGGUGCUGAAGUAUGACGAUAUCACCGAAAAUUCAGUGUUGCGUUCAAUUAGGGAGGUGCUGAAGAAACAAUAUAUGGACAACGCGAAAGCGGUCUCCUAUUCCUACAGACAUCGUCCGCAGACCGCACUUGAAACAGCCAUUUAUUGGGUGGAAUAUGUCGCUAAAACAGAGGGCGCACCGCUACUUAAGGGAAACGCCGUGUAUUUAUCGCGCUUUGCCUACUAUUCGCUCGACAUUUAUCUCUUCAUCGCCUUCAUUAUAUUCAUAUCGGUUGUGAGUUGGAGCUUUGUUUGUAGUAGGUUGUGCUCGCGGCGUCCAAAGACACUCGCUAAACAAAAGUCAAAUUGAACAAAUUGGUGACGAUUGUAGAUUGAUUGGGUUAGUUAGAGUAAGAUUUUAACAAGAUAGAUAUCUUGUUAGAAGUAUUAGAAAACAUAUCGGUAUAAUUCUUAACUGAGUUUACCAAAUAAAUAGCAAAUGUAGUUAUCAAAUUUAGAUUAUAAGAGGAAUAGAACGAAUUGUAAAAUUAAUAAAAAAAGGAAAAAUCAGUCGCCAAAAUUUUUGUAACAAAAAAACAAGACAAACUCCAUUUUAUUUUAUUUAAAAAUUGUUAAAUUAAUCCAAUAAAUGGACAGUUGUUCUCUAAAAACUA
This is a messenger RNA of Zeugodacus cucurbitae (melon fly), 2087 nucleotides long. Its product is annotated as UDP-glycosyltransferase UGT5. The record is from RefSeq and is a predicted model, not a curated record. NCBI's taxonomy places the organism in Eukaryota, Metazoa, Arthropoda, Insecta, Diptera, Tephritidae. Gene Ontology annotation, molecular function: UDP-glycosyltransferase activity. The transcript is spliced from 6 exons. The coding region runs from base 224 to 1783 and encodes 519 amino acids.